CUAGCUCAGCAAUUUAUUCUCCAUCGAAAUUUCACAUAACACACAGCUUGAAUCAAAGUUAAAACUAUCUGUAAUACUCUUUAUCAAUGAAUGACAGAGAAUCUGAACCCUAAAGCCAGGAGAUUUGAGACCCGAGACGAUGCCGCUGAAAUAGGUUCUGCAUUGGCAGCCCAAUGCAGGGACUUCGGUGAACAGUCAAAUCAUCAAUGAAGUGACGCAGGUCGUCGAGAGCAUCAAUGGGAUUAAGGAAGGCCGGUGGAAAGCCACCAUCACAUUCUACAAACCCUUGCUUCGAGAGCAGGCUAUGGUAGGGGAAUACCCGCGUGAUUUCUUAGGGAUUGCACUGCCGGAGCAGCCAAAUAAGUACUACCUUAUAAUCCGACCGCUUCGCAUUGUUCUUGAGGCUGAUUCUACGAUUACUAUGAUUAUGGAGAAAUUGCAGUCUUACAAACAGAGGGUCUCACUUAAUUUUGAGGGAUUUCAGUAUCGACUGGGUUUCUCAGUGAGAGUGGGAAAAGUUCUUCCUAAUCACACUGAUAAUUUGAGAGGAAUAGUUAUGGAGGUGGAGUACCUGCCCAUUUCUUCAAUGGAAAAGGCAAGGCAAAUUAUGGAAGAUUUUGUGACUAUAUGGGAUCAGGCUGUGUCAAAAAGAGCAAUACCAGGCCACUUUGUGCAUAUGGAGCCAAACUUUGGUGAGUUUGGCCUUGGAGAUCAGUAUACUUCACAACACACUGCCGUCCAGUAUGCCGCUGUUAUGGCUCAACUAAUUGCGUCCGUGCAACCGGUGCAAGGUAGAAAUUAGGAACAAGAUCUUGUAUGUCACUCGCACAACUGGUUUGACGUGUGAAUGUUUUCAAUCCCAGUUUGGAGAGAUAUGAAUAUCCAAGUUAAGGUUUGGUUUUCCAUAAAGUACGCGGUAGUUUGAAACAGAAAAUGUAGACUUCUUAGAAUGUAAAGAGAUGCUUGGCUUUUU
Molecule: messenger RNA, 973 nt
Organism: Argentina anserina (silverweed cinquefoil)
Lineage: Eukaryota; Viridiplantae; Streptophyta; Magnoliopsida; Rosales; Rosaceae
Product: mediator of RNA polymerase II transcription subunit 20a-like
Biological process (GO): regulation of transcription by RNA polymerase II
Cellular component (GO): mediator complex
Molecular function (GO): transcription coactivator activity
Source: RefSeq, a predicted model, not a curated record